Molecule: messenger RNA, 4617 nt
Organism: Aphis gossypii (cotton aphid)
Lineage: Eukaryota; Metazoa; Arthropoda; Insecta; Hemiptera; Aphididae
Exons: 3
Coding region: 1-4617 (1538 amino acids)
Biological process (GO): telomere maintenance; DNA repair; protein deubiquitination
Molecular function (GO): cysteine-type deubiquitinase activity; DNA helicase activity
Source: RefSeq, a predicted model, not a curated record
AUGGUGCGUCAAGAAGGUCAACCGACAUUAUUCUUAACAUUUAGCCCUAGUGAAUCAACUUGGACUGAUCUGUUAAAGAUUUUGUAUAAACUGCGUUACUCCAAAACGUUGUCUGAUGAUACUGUCCUAACUUAUGCACAAAAAUCAGAUUUAAUUCGACAAGACCCAGUUGUUUGUGCUACUUAUUUUGAUCAUAGGUUUAGAGCACUUUUUAAAUUGAUCAAGUCCAAAAAUGUUAUUUUCAAAGAACACAGUGUGAAACAUUUCUUUUAUCGUGUCGAAUAUCAACAUAGGGGCAGUCCACAUGUACACAUGCUAUUGUGGUUAGACAAUGCACCUGUUUUCGAUCCAGCCAAACCAGAAACUUUUGGUGCAUGUGUAACACUUAUCAACAAAUACAUUACGUGUAUGGUAGACGAUGGCAGUCCGGCCCAUGAGUAUUUGCAUAAAAAUACUCAUAGCCAUACACACACUUGUUACAGAACUGACAAAGAAAAACAAAUGAAAAAGUGUCGCUUCAACAUACCAUAUCCGCCAAUGGAUGAAACCUGUAUAUUAACUCCGUUAAAAGAAGACAUAAGUAAUCCGAUCAUAAGAAAAAUUCGUACCCUACAAUAUGAAAAACUUCUGCAAUACCUCAGGGACUUCAAGGACAGUGAUUCAUCUUCAGAUCCAUCAUUAGAAGACAUUUUACAAAAAUUACGGCCAACAGUUUUUCUAAAACGUACAAUAAAACAACGAAUGAUUUCUGGAUUCAAAGAAAAAUUAUUUCCGUUAUGGCAAUCUAACAUGGAUAUACAGUUCAUAUUGGACGUUUAUUCUUGUGUUAGAUAUGUAAUCGAGUAUAUUGGAAAAAGCCAACGUGGAAUAUCAAAACUAAUGAGAGACAUUGUCGAAAAUCUUAAGUCUUCUACUGAUUUAUCGGUUAAAGAACAACUGAAAAAAAUAGCGUCAACUUUUUCAGGGAGUCAAGAAAUCUCUGCACAGGAAGCAGUGUAUACUUGCUUAGGUAUGAAGCAAUGCAAUACUUCAACUGGGUAUAUAUUUAUAAACACUAGCCAUCCUGAUAAAAGAACUCGAAUGUUGAAACCAAUGGCAGUUAGAGGAGAAAUGGAUCCAAAAUCUGACGACAUUUUUUUUGACGGUCUCAAUGAAUACUAUUCAUGUAGACCACAUAGUCUUCAAGAUGUAACUUUAGCAGAAUUUGGCUCCAAUUAUGAAGUUCGCGGUAAAAAAAAACCGGCUAACAACAGUUCUGAUUCUGACACUGAUAAUGAACCUGAUACCACUUAUCCGAUUGACUCCACUCUAAUCGGAAAACCAAACAAGUAUAUACAUAAAAGUAAAAUCAGAAAAAUCAUACGGUAUGUUAGGUUUAAUGUGGAUAAAAAUGAACAAGACUUUUACAGAGAAAAUAUUAUGUUAUUUUUACCAUGGCGCGAUGAAAAAACUGAUUUGUUAGAUAUUAACUGUAAACAAGUGUAUGAAACAAACAUUGAUCAAAUAAAAAAGUUGUACCAACAGUUUAAUAAAGUAGAAGAAACCCAAUUAGACGAUAAUGAAAUUCAAAUAGAAGGAGAACAAGGCCGUAACAAUAAUCAGCUUGUAGACGAUGAAGAUUGGGUACCAGACGAUGUACUAAUAAACGAAGUUGGAGAUUAUGUUGAAAAUACCAAUACAUCAGAUGUAGAUUCACCUAAAGAUGAUGGUAAGAUAAUAGUGCACCUGAUAGACAAUGAACAGUUUAAAGACUUAAUCGGAUGUCUAAAUGACGGUCAACGCCAACUCUUAUAUCAUACAACUAAUGUCAUAAGAAGUCUAUUGUGGGGAAAAGGUCAUCCUGCGAUGAAGGUAUUUGUCACUGGACCAGCGGGAGCUGGAAAGUCAAUGCUUAUACGUGCAUUAGCACAAUCUGUAAUUCGGAUAGCAAAUAUUAGACCAGAUAUAGAUGAUCUGUCACUUCCUCCCGUAUUGCUGACAGCACCAACAGGUAAAGCUGCAUAUGGAAUAAAAGGAUUAACACUUCAUUCCGCAUUCAAAUUACCAUUGAAUCAAAUUGCCGGAUUGUUACCAAAGUUAAGUUCAGAUAUUUCAAAUACACUACGUUGUCAGUUUGCCAAUGUAAAACUUUUGAUAAUUGAUGAAAUUUCCAUGGUUGGCAUAAAAACACUGGGAUACAUUGAUCAACGAUUGAGGUCUAUAUUAAGAAUAAAUAAACCAUUUGGGGACAUAAAUGUAAUAGUGUUUGGCGAUUUCUUUCAAUUAGCACCGGUAUUAGCAACACCAUUGUACGAUAGUUUUGAAGAAAUAUUGUCUAAAUUUCCAAGUGCUGUAGAAAUGUUAUCGAUUAAAUCUAUUUGGGAAACAUUCAAGUUUUAUGAGUUGACUGAAAUAAUUCGCCAAAAAGAUGACAAACAAUUUGCAAUGAUGUUAACAAAGUUGGCCAGAGGACAGUUGGAGGAAGCUGAUGUAAAAUAUUUUCAAAAUCUUAUAACCCACCUAGACAUUACUUUUCAACUUCAAGUAAUGCAUCUUUGGGCUACUAAUAACGAAGUCGACGAAAUGAACAGGAGAGUGCUUAACUCUAUGAAUCAAGUUAGUUUUAUAUCCGAAGCCAUUGAUACGUCUGCAAAACGAUCGGAUAUUGAAUCUGCCAAGAAACUGCCACGACAAAAGACUAUGGGUUUAGCUUUAAGGUUACUUUUAAAAGAAACAGCUAAAUACAUGGUGAUAGCAAACAUUUCAACCGAAGACGGCAUAGUGAACGGUGCAAUCGGAGAACUCAUGCAAAUAAACAAAGGACAGACUGCAGGAGGUAAAGAAGUUGCAAAAAGAGUUUGGAUCAAGUUUGAUGAGUCAGAUGUGGGGUCACUAACCAGACAGAAGAUAAAAAACAAACUAAAACCCGAAGGCGAACACACAGAUGAUAUGUGCAAGUGGACACCAAUUGAAAUUAUAAAAUUAGAAUUUCAACUUGGUAAUGUAGAACACCAUAAAGUAACUAGAAUGCAAUUGCCCUUAGUGGAAGCUUUGGCAAUGACGGUACACAAAAGUCAAGGUGCCACAUAUCAAUCUGUAGCAUUUCAUAUACCCCAAAAAUUCUUGAAGUGCAAUAUGUUAUAUGUAGGAUGUAGUCGAGCAACUUCUGCUCAAGGUUUGCGUAUAGAUUACUUUCCUGCAAAGCCACCAAAACCUUCUGCAAAAGUUGAACAUGAAAUGUGCAGACUCAGGACACCAAGUUGUGCUCUUAUUCCGCGCUUUUCUAGAAUUGUGACACACAACAUGCCACUCUCCUGCAUGUCACACAAUAUAAGGUCUUUUAAAAAAUAUGAAGCUCAUAUUAAUGCGGAUACCGUUCUUUUACAAUCUAAAAUAAUGUUCUUCCAAGAAACUGGUUCAAAAUCAACUGACACAUAUACCAUUAAGAACCAUACUGAAUGCUGUAGAAUAGACAGUAUACAUGCAAAUGGUAAAAGUGGUUCAAUUUGUUUUGUUGGAGAAUCCAUUAAUCAUAAAGAAAUAAUCUGCAGCACAACAUUGCUUCAAGAUCAAAAGAAAAAGACACACUUAGAAGCAAUUGAAAUCAUCAUUGAAAAUAUUACCUAUAUUGGGAUAUAUUCAUCGCCAAAUUUUCCUGUACAGAAGCUUUGUGAUUUCAUUGAAACGGUAGCUUCCACCAAAAACAAUGUUAUCUUUAUUGGUGAUUUCAAUGUAAACUUCAACAAACCGCCAAAACAACUAGUUCAAAUAUUAAAACAUUUCAAUUACAAAAUAUUGGUUGACGGUAUUACUACAGAUCACGGAACAACCAUUGACAAUGUCAUUACAAAUGUUGACAUUGCAGCUUUGGUGUACGAGUCCCUCAUAAGUGAUCACAGACCUAUUCUGGUUAUGGACAUAGAUACUUUCAAGGAAAUAGAAAAAUAUUCUGAGACUGUUGAUGACCAAAUUGUACAAGAAGAAGUCAAAAACAAUUUUAUUAAACCAAACGUUCCUGCAAUCGAUGGAUUUCCUGUAGAAAAAUCCAAAAAAUCGAUUAAAUCAACUAAGGUCCUGAAUAAUAAUAAUAAGUUGGACGAUAUUGAGUUUAUACAGGUCAAUAGUAAUACUCUCAAAGUUCCAGAAAAUUGCAACAUAAGGUCAGAUUCAUUAUUAGAAACAAUAAGUGAUAAUGCAACUAUGUCAAAAAAUCCAAAAACAAUAAAAAUAUCAAGUAUUAAGAAUAAAGUUGACAUAACAUCAAGUAGUAUAUUUUGUGGCUUUACUAACAUUGAUGGUGUAUCAUGUUAUGCUAAUUCUGUCAUACAGGUUCUUUUUAAUUGCCAAUCUCUUGUAAAUGAAAUUCGCAAUAAUCAACUUGGACCAACACUUCAACAUAGCUUACACGAAUAUACAAGUAACAGUGGGUUAUGUGAUACUCGAACAAUCAGAGAAUAUUUGGACAACGAGACAAUAUUAUAUACUCUGCAACAGCAACAAGAUUGUAUAGAAUUUUUAGAAGCACUUAUGGACCGUAGUAGACCUACAUUUGAAUCUUUAUUUGGAUUUCGAGAAUUGUAUACCAUUCGUUGCAAUACUUGUAAUCAUACGUUGGCCUUCUACACACGGAGCUAUUAA